AUGGAGGUACUGCAGGUACUGGAAGGAGUCAUCCCUAACACCGCUCCCCCCGAGCGCUGUGCGGUGUGCCGGGGCUGCCUGGGUGCGCACUGCCCGCUCCUCCUCCUGCUGCUUUUCCUGCACUCCACCACAGAACGCCCGGCAGUGCCCAGGCGGGGCCGUUCCCGGGGCCAUUCCCGGGGCCGGGACGGGGAGCGGGCUCUGGGCGCGUCCUGCGCUUCUGAAGUCCUCCGGGCCGCGGGGGGCCGCUGUGGCCGAGUCGGCGCAGCGGCCGGAGCCUGCGGGCCGAGGGGCCCUCCCGCCACCCGGCGGGUCCCCGGGCCGGUUCCGCCUGCCGGGCGCGCGUCGGAGGCCGCCGAGGCCCGGGCGGGAGCGGGAGGCCCUGCUCGCGGCUCGCUUGUCACGAUCGGCCCUGCCGAGCAGGCGGCCGGGCCCCUCCGUGCCCUCGCUGGGCAGCGCUGCUGCCGCUUCCCUUGGAGCCCAGAUUUUAACAGAGGGGCAAGCAAAGGAGGUAAAAACAGGCGACGAGGUAAGAAUGAGAAUGAAUCAGAAAAAAGAGAACUGGUCUUCAAAGAAGAUGGGCAAGAAUAUGCCCAGGUGAUCAAGAUGUUAGGCAAUGGAAGACUGGAGGCAUUAUGUUUUGAUGGUGUGAAGAGGUUAUGUCAUAUUAGAGGGAAGCUAAGAAAAAAGGUCUGGAUAAAUACAUCUGAUAUUAUAUUGAUUGGCUUAAGAGACUACCAGGAUAACAAGGCUGAUGUUAUUCUAAAAUACAAUGCAGAUGAAGCCAGAAGCCUGAAAGCAUAUGGGGAGCUUCCAGAACAUGCUAAAAUCAAUGAAACAGACACAUUUGGUCCUGGAGAUGAUGAUGAAAUCCAGUUUGAUGAUAUUGGAGAUGAUGACGAAGAUAUUGAUGAUAUCUAAUUUGGAACAGAGGUUUACAUUCCAACUUUUUUCCUCCAAGGAUUGUUCUGCAUUGAUACUUCGAUUAUUUCUUGGGUGACGUCCCUUACUUUUAAGAAGACUGAAAAUUCUCAGUAAAGAGUGUAGUUUGUUACAUCAAAAGGAUUUAUUUUCAAUGUUUGUUUUAAAGUAUUUAUAUUUCUUUAGAAAUGGAUAACGCUGGAUUAUCACAAAGGUUCAAUGACAUGCCACAAAUAUUUUGUCUCUUCACCAAUUAGAGCUUUUAUCUCUGGAUGUAAGUGAGAUACAGUGACAUGGGCUGUAAAAGACUGCAUUUUUCCCUCUUCUGCUUUCAUCACUACAAUUCCAGUUAACUUGUAUUUUGAAAUAAAAAUUGUUUACCCUGUAAUUAUCAUGAAUUUUGAUUAAAGGCAAAUAACCCAGUUCAGAUUAGUAUCAAAUCAUACUAUGCAGUGUCUGUCCUCAUACCCCUUGCCUUGACGUUAACUUUAAAAAAGAUUUUGAUAAUAUGAGAGGAAGGCAGAAAUCUGCAUUUAAACUCACAAUGCAUGAUGAAUCUGCUUUUCGUGUCUAGUAGCAUGCUGCUAUUUUUAUACUGAUUUUGAUAAUUAAAAACACUCAUUAUUUCAAAGAUGUCAAUUUUCCAUGGUGGAGGGAGGGGUGGGAGAGGAGUAAAGAUGAACAGUGAGCAGCAUCUCAAAUUUGCAAUUUUUUGGAAACUGCGGUUGGUGCUGUGGCCGAGCUGCAGCUGCAGACGAUGAGCACUGGGUGGCACCCGACUGAACAGGGAGACACAAAUGCAAAGCCUUCACAGUGGGGUUUGUACUGAAAAAUGCAUAAAAUAGGUUUUCCCCAAAGUAAAUGCUUAACAUUCUUGAUAUGUUAAACAUGUAGAAUAUUUUUACAUUAUAUAAAAGGUUAUGUUAAGAGUAGAGUUUUAUUUUAAUCUGAAAUUCCAUUCAUUGUAAGGUGCAACAUAAAAGCUUAUGUGAACUUCGAGUAACAAUAUAAAUAAGAAAAUAAGUUUGUGUCAAAAGUAGAAAGAAUCUUUUCAUCCAGAAUAAAUCAGUGAAACAGACUACUGGAAAGAUUCUUGUCCACCUUCAGACUGGAUGAGUCAGUUGAGAAACUGAAUAAAGACUAACAUCAUCAUGCAAAUAUUAUUUUGUGGUAGCCUUAGUGUCUUUGUCUUUAAUAAUGUAUUUAACAACUCUGAAAGCAGGUUAAUGGAAAAAUUCCUUUUGUGCCAUAAAGAUCUGAUUCUUGACACUUGUAUUCCUUCUACAGUCUUUUUGGAAUGAUGUAAAGUGACUACCCCAAUAGAUAAAAACAAAAUGGCUUUAAA
Molecule: messenger RNA, 2266 nt
Organism: Onychostruthus taczanowskii (white-rumped snowfinch)
Lineage: Eukaryota; Metazoa; Chordata; Aves; Passeriformes; Passeridae
Gene: EIF1AX
Product: eukaryotic translation initiation factor 1A X-linked
Exons: 9
Coding region: 1-921 (306 amino acids)
Biological process (GO): translational initiation
Cellular component (GO): cytoplasm
Molecular function (GO): RNA binding; translation initiation factor activity
Source: RefSeq, a predicted model, not a curated record